Molecule: messenger RNA, 1621 nt
Organism: Mercenaria mercenaria
Lineage: Eukaryota; Metazoa; Mollusca; Bivalvia; Venerida; Veneridae
Exons: 2
Coding region: 142-909 (255 amino acids)
Source: RefSeq, a predicted model, not a curated record
AAGCAUGAUGGUUUAAUUGUUUACGUCAAUCGUUUAAUUACGUGCAUGACAAUCUCGCGUCUGGACAACGUAAAAUGUCAUAACUACAGUUAUAUCCAGUCUUUCAUGUUAACAUAAACGCUCGGACAGUGGUCAAGAAAUAUGGCUGUGUAUCAAGGAAUAAUGUUAGCCAUUCUGGUUACCAUUGUGGCAUUUUCAUCUGUUCAAGGUCAGGAAUUCAUAACGCCAACAGAGAGGGCAUUGAGGGCAAACCUGACCAAACUUGUCCAAUACGUCGUACAUCCGUCGGCAGAACCUUCAAUGGAUCUCAUUAACUAUGCUUUAGUUGCCGGCGGUCAGCCAAAAAACCAGGCUGAGAGAAUGGCGUAUCUCGGGUUGAUGAAGAAGAUUGCACGUGGCAUACCGGAACUAGUUAAGCAAUUUACGACUACCACGACACUUCCGGGUGGUAUUAAAUCAGAGACCUUGGAUGAAUCAGGCCUGGACGCUCGUAUAACAAUGCGAGCAAUGCAGUAUGUGCAGAAACAAAAAGAAGAGGCUGCGGCUGCUAAAUCUGCCACAGGCAUUGGCGCAGUUUCUACAGCUAGUGGUUCUAAUGCCACAGUAAGUACUGGAGUGAGUUCUGCAGCAACUGGUUUAACCCCGAACACUGGUGCUAUUUCCACAGUAAGUGGAUCGCAUGAAACACCGAUAGUUCCUGCAUCGGUUGGGAACAUACAAAAUGAUGUUAACCAAUAUCAAUCGGGUGCGGCAUCGCAGCUUGAUGCGGCAGGCCCAGUUACGGUCCAGGACCUGCAACACAAUACGAUUAUACCAGCCGCUGACGGUACCAUAAGUUUGGAAGAUGUGUUCAAAUUUAUAAACGCUAAUAAUGUACAAAAUCAAGCUAACCCACAAUUUAUGAUAUAACUUUUAUACUUCUAUUUUAUUGAUGGGUACAAUUUAUGUUAAAACUGUUUCCCUUUUAAUAAAUAAACAGUCACUAAAAUCUUUGAGAAUUAAUUUUUACAUUUUUAAAAAUGUUUGAUUGUAUGAUAGGAGACCAGCAGGUGUGUUAAAUUACACGUUGGCCUAAGCAAGCGUAAAGAAGCAUGUUCACGACUAGCUGCCUCGGCUACAGGGUGGCCCAAAAACACCAGCAUCCUUUGUUUUUGGGGUGAAACUCGACAUGUUCAUUCGAUCCUGCUAAGAAACAUUUAGACAUGUGAACAACAAUUUUAAUCAAUUAAUCUUCUCAUGAUUUGAUAAUAUAAGCAGCUUCAUUUGUGAAUAAUUUAUUAACCCGUUGUAUAAACCUUAUAGAAUGCUCAAUCGUAGUAUUGUUAAUAGCUCUUUAACGAGAGGGUGAUUUGUUGAUAUUUAAGUAUACUAGUUGAUACAUGAUUAAUGUAUUCCUUGUUUCGUCAACAAUUAACGUUUUAGUUUGGUGAAAUUAGAGCACGCGGUUACACUUGCCGACUUGUAAAAGUCUAUCAUUUAUUCAUUAAGCAUUCUAAAUGAAAUUUCAUAUGCAGGCUUUUUGGGAAACAAUGUUAUUCUCUUCUCUUUUUUUCAACAUAAACUGCCGAAAUUUGAUCAUUCAUAUUGUUUGUCUCUAAUGUAAUUGGGUUACUUGUGUGUA